Canis lupus familiaris (dog) is the source of this 3175-nucleotide messenger RNA. It is a transcript of the gene TAF1C, whose product is annotated as TATA-box binding protein associated factor, RNA polymerase I subunit C. Gene Ontology annotation, molecular function: RNA polymerase I core promoter sequence-specific DNA binding; protein binding. The transcript is spliced from 15 exons. The coding region runs from base 123 to 2693 and encodes 856 amino acids. Gene Ontology annotation, biological process: transcription by RNA polymerase I. Gene Ontology annotation, cellular component: fibrillar center. NCBI's taxonomy places the organism in Eukaryota, Metazoa, Chordata, Mammalia, Carnivora, Canidae. The record is from RefSeq and is a predicted model, not a curated record.
UUCCGGCACGGCCCGGAAGACCGUUAAUUGCGGCGGAGGCGCCGUCCCAUCGCGGGCUCCUUCGCGGCUCGCGGGCGCGGCGAGGUGCAGGUCCCCGAGGAGCGCAGCGGGCCCGGGCCACGAUGGAUUUCCCUAGCUCUCUCCACCCCACACUGUUUAUGACUGGUCCCCUUGGUCUGAGUAAUGUCCCUGACAUGUCCUUCAUGUGUAGCUGGAGAGACGCACUGACCCUGCCCGAGAACUCUCAGAACGGGGUGCCGCGCUUGGCCACGGGCCUACUCUGGGAGCCAGAGACCCCGGGGCCUCUUCCUUUGCUGCCUCCUGGUCCUGAUCCCUGGGACCCUGGGGUGACUGCCCAGGACCUGCUUUUCCGGGGAGGCUUCUCAUUCCGAAGGAAGCCCCAGGCAGUGCUGGAUGUUACCGAACAGCUCAGUCGGUUCCUGUGGGACCAUGGGGACAUAGCCUUUGCACCCCUGGGGAAGCUGAUGCUGGAGAAUUUCAAACUGGAGGGAGCAGGGAGUCGUUCUAAGAAGAAGACAGUGGUCAGUGUGAAGAGGCUACUCCAGGACCUCGGUGGACACCAGCCCUGGGGCUGUCCCUGGGCUUUCCUCAGCUUCCGACAGCGCCGAUUCUCCAUCCUUGGGGGCCCUGUCCUGGGCAAGUCAGUGGCCAGCCUUCUGGGAGAGCUGCUGCAUGAGGAGCUGGCUAUGCGGUGGGAGCAGCUGCUUCUGGAUGAUGCGUUCACGGGGGGCGCUCUGGCCUGGGUGCCCGGCAAGACGCCCCAGGUUGGACAGUUGGUCUACCCAGCGGGAGGUGCUCUAGACAAGCUCUAUUUCCAAGAGGUCAAUCUGACCCCAGAUGGUGACCCUCAGGCUCUUGGGGACCCUGGCCACAUCCAGCUUCGAGGACCUGUCCGGCAGGUGGUGACCCGCACUGUGCAAGGGGAAUCCCUGCUGGCUGUCCGCUCUGACUACCACUGUGCCCUGUGGAAGGUCAGUAAGCAGGGACACCCCGCCCCUCUCCAGGUGCUGCAGGUCGGGAAGGGGGCCUCAGGGAUCAGCCUCAGCCCUCACCUGCCUGGGGAGCUGGCUGUCUGCAGCCGUUCUGGAGCCGUCUGUCUGUGGACUCCCCAGGAUGGGCUGCAGCAAGUCUACAAGGACCCUGAGACCCUUGUGUUCUGGGACCCCUCUCCCUGGCGUUGGGCAGACUUCACUGCUCAUCCCCGGGUGCUGACUGUGGGUGACCGCACGGGAGUGAAAAUGAUUGACACUAAGGGCCCACCCGGAUGUGGCCUGCUGCUAUUCCGUGGGGGAGCAGAAGCAUCAUGCCAGAAAGGGGAACGUGUCCUGCUGACCCAGUACCUGGGGAAGUGCGGCCCUGAGCCUCUGCUUCCCACGGUCCAUCUCAUCUGUACCCAGUUCUCGCUCUACCUGGUGGACGAGCGCCUCCCCCUGGUGCCCAUGCUGAAGUGGGACCACGGCCUCCCCUCUGCUCCUCUGUGGGCCCAGCUGCAGCCGCCACCGCGCCCCGGGCACCCACAGCCACUGCUCCUGGGGGGCCAGGGCGGGCACCUGCAGCUGCUGCACCUCGCAGGAGAGGGGGCGUCUGUACCCCGGCUGGCGGGGCCCCCCCAGUCUCUCCCUUCCAGUAGCGACUCCCUCUCCGCAUUCCCCCUGCUGGAGCCCAGGAGUCAGUGGCGGCUGCAGGAGCGUCUGAAAGCACCAACCAUAGGCCUGGCUGCCACCAUCCCGUCCUCGGCUUCCGAGCCAGUCCUGUCACUCUUCCAACUCUCUGCGGCUGGGGAUGUUUUCUACCAGCGCCUCCGCCUCCAGGCAGAACCCAGGCAUCACUCCCGUGCACCCACAGCUUCCUGGACUCCCCAAGCCACUGCCUGCUGCAGCCGGUGGCUAAAGACCCUGCUGGAGGUACCCCCGACUCCGCCUGUGUGGGCAGCACCCACCUUUUCCAACCGCUGUCUGCUCACCCAGGUGGAACCAAGCAAGGUGGAGCAGAAAGUGCCGGAGGGUCUCCGAGCAGCCAUGGCUGAAGGACGGUUGCUACAGCAGAGGGACUUGGGCUCACUCCCCUCUGCGGAGCCGCCCCCCGCCCCUGAGCCAGGCCCUGAGAAUGAGCUUAGUGCACGUUUGGAGGCAGCCUGGGAAGGCCAGGUGGCUGCCUGGUGGGAGAAGCAGCAGGGCAGGAGCUCCGGGCCCAGAAAACCACCUAAGCGGCACAAGCGCCGGACUCAGCUGUCCAAUACUUUCUCCUCACUCAGUGGCCGCCUGGACCUCUCAGAUGCCACCAGCCCCCCUCACAGCCCAGACCGGACUUCAUCUGAGGCCAGGCCACAACCCCUGGUGACCCCACCCUCCCAGGAGUUGACUCAGGAGCUGUGGGCUCAGGGUGUCCCCUCAGAGCGGCAGCAGACCCUCCGGGACUAUAUGGCCAAGCUGCCAGUCCAAGGGGAUGCCCCAGGAGAGGUCUCCUCAUCCCUCUCCCAGACUGCCACGCCCUCCUGGCAGCAGACCCUCCAGGGUGGUGCGACCCAGCUGCCACCACGAAGGAACCCCCCGAGAGGUGCGGCUCUCCCGUCUUCCCAGACCUCCAGCUUCCAGGCCACCCCCUCCAGGCAACAGACACCCGUCCUCUCCGGCUCUCAACGACACCGGAAGAAGCCCCGCAUGGGCUUCUGAGAGCCCAGGGGAGCUGCUCCCCCACCUUCGGAGAGCCCUUCGUCCUGGACCGGUGGUGCCUUGCACAGCUAGAAGCUGGGAGGUGCAGAGAACAUGCUGCAGGCCUUUCUGCUUCUGGAGUCGGGGGGACAACAGAAUGGUGGUUUCUCCUGUUUAUGCUUUUGCUAGAAAAUCAUUCCAAAAGGCAUGUUGAAAGGCCCUGGUGACCCUGUCCUGAAAGUCAGUGUCUUUGGGAUUCCCUCCAAGAGGCAGUGUUAUGCUUCAAAGCAGGGGCACCAGUCAAGCCGCUGCAGGGGAGCGGGGGCCUCCUGAGUCCCCCGUUGGUGUUGGGGUGACGGCGCCACCUCCUCACCUGGAGUCUGCAGCUGCUGCUGCUGCUUAGUUUUUAUUCAGCAGUUUCUACCAGGAUCUGAUGUUUUGUAGAGGGAAGCACUCUGGACCCACAUUUAGGGAUUGAAUAAAGCUGGCAGCUGAGCAUGGUU